AUGAAGCAGCGUUGUCUUGCGACGAUACCCAACGGUAACGAUGCCGAGUCGCCCCGACUCAGCGGCCAAGGGCGCAACACGGCGCACUUUCAUUCAUCGAAUCAAAAGAAUGGCGUCCUUGGAGAAGAGGCGGAUCAGCUGCACAGGCCACGCCAAACAUGUGAAGUCGAGAAGCCACAGAAGGACCAUCGGCGCAUGGGCGCCCUGUCCAGUGGACCCUUCCAUCUUCCGCGGAACGCUAGGCCAGGUCCGGCAUUGAGCGAGAGCUCGUGUCUGAUCAUCGCUGCUUUAAACAUUCUCGAUGUUGAACGCUUAGUCACUUCAUUACGGCAUCCUAUCUUGAAAGCACUUUGCCUUGCUCCCGAGGCUCAGGAUAUCGUCGUGAGCAAGCGUUUGACGAAUGCUAUGAACAUCAAAGACGCCAUCCAAUCAGAAGCUCUUGGUCAAAGACUGGACGUCGCGGCUCUCUGCCCUCUCGGCUCCGAAAGCUGGUCCAAGCGUCUGAUGCAAUUCGAUAAGAUCUCUAUCGAUAAGGUAGAGAUCCAGACCACACUUUUCUGCCGAUAG
Messenger RNA from Colletotrichum paranaense, 567 nucleotides. RefSeq lists its product as uncharacterized. The coding region runs from base 1 to 567 and encodes 188 amino acids. The transcript is spliced from 3 exons. The record is from RefSeq and is a predicted model, not a curated record. Lineage: Eukaryota; Fungi; Ascomycota; Sordariomycetes; Glomerellales; Glomerellaceae.